CGUUUUACCGCCAAAUUGUUUUUUUUUUGUUUCUAGCUAAAAUAAACGGCUCUUUGGUGUAUUCCAUUAUCAAAUAAUGUCGACCGAUAAAGGAUUUGAAUUAAUACGAGAAUUUGAACGUUCUACUGAUCCAAUACCAGCGUUUAAUGUGUGUAAACUCGUCUGCAAUGUGUGUUGUGUACCAUUGGUUUUAAGGUUGCUUUUCGAUUCCGUUUUCCAGGACGAUGGCGUGCGGUCGGUGCUAGAGGACAUAUCAAAGAUAUAUCAAGAAAACUAUGCACAUGCUAUAACGUUCAAUGAAACAGGCGAUCGAAAAUUUCUUCCCCUCGUUAUGUAUCGCCACAAUCUGAUAAAACGACAGAAACGAUGUGUGCUGGCGUACCUCGCCAACCGUUUAUUUCGUCUGAAGCGUCUUCGCUGGCACGUGGGUCCGAUUUUGCCAGCGGAAAUUAAGGCUUGCAUCAACGAACCGGAAUCGAUAUGGUUCAACAAAUAUUCGAGAAUACUUGCCGAAUAUAUGGCCUCCAUUCACGAUGGGUACGGUUUGAAUCUGACGAACGAUAUCAAACCACCGAAAUCACUUUACAUCGAAGUUCGUUGUUUGACCGAUUACGGAAAGUUCGAGCUGGAAAAUGGGGAAAUUAUUUUGCUUAAGAAAAACAGCCAACACUACCUACCGAAGCUUCAAUGCGAACAGUUAAUUCGGCAAGGCAUUCUACAACACAUUACUUAGCAUGGCGUUCGGUAUGUUUCCAUUCAUCAAUCUAUUAUCCACUGAUUCGCAUUGCAACAUCUCAACAAACACCCGAUAGUAACCCGUAACCGUGUGAAUAAAUGUAACAUUUUUCUUACAAAA
Anopheles funestus (African malaria mosquito) is the source of this 856-nucleotide messenger RNA. RefSeq names its product DNA replication complex GINS protein PSF1-like. The transcript has 2 exons. The record is from RefSeq and is a predicted model, not a curated record. Bases 77 to 733 code for a protein of 218 amino acids. Lineage: Eukaryota; Metazoa; Arthropoda; Insecta; Diptera; Culicidae. Gene Ontology annotation, cellular component: GINS complex. Gene Ontology annotation, biological process: DNA replication; DNA strand elongation involved in mitotic DNA replication.